Messenger RNA from Nomia melanderi (Alkali bee), 1287 nucleotides. The record is from RefSeq and is a predicted model, not a curated record. NCBI's taxonomy places the organism in Eukaryota, Metazoa, Arthropoda, Insecta, Hymenoptera, Halictidae.
AUGUCUGGGAAGAACGCGCUCGAGGAAGCGGUUAAGGGCGCGAUAAACUCGGACUACCUGGAGGACAGGGAUUACGCUUUGGGCUCGUGUCGGCGUCUGUUGAAGCUGAUCGGGGUCUGGUCGCUGAUUCAGAAACGGCCCAGCAGGCUGGAGAAAGCUCUGUCGUUCCUCCUGAGAACAAUGAUCUUCUGCAUACAACUGUUCUUCAUCAUUCCCAUCGCCAUUCACGUGUUCUACGUUGAGCAGAAUCCGAACAUGAAAAUAAAGCACAUCGGUUCGCCGAGCAACUGUGCGUUCUCAGUGAUCAAGUUCAUCUACCUCGGGCUGAGGGGGACUGAGUUCAGGAGCUGCAUCGAGCACAUAGAGAGCGACUGGAGGAGGGUGCGGGAUCCCCAGCACCGGAGCAUCAUGCUCAAGCAGAUAUCGACGAGCAGCAAUCUCAUCGUGCUGUGCUUGUUCUUCUUCUACGCCGCCGGGAUAUCGUACUACACGAUUAUACCGCUGGUGACUAGGCGUAUACAGAAAGAGAAUUACACUGGCAGGAAGCUGAUGCACCCUGGUUACGACAGAUACUUCGACGUGCACUCCAGCCCCACGUUCGAGCUCAUCUACUCGGCUCACUGUCUGUCGGGUUUCUUCAGGUACAGCGUGACGAUAGCGGCGUUCAGCCUGGCGGUGAUCUUUGUCACGCACAUCAGCGGCCAGAUGCAGAUACAGAUAUUGCGACUGAGGGAACUGUGCUCGAGGAAGGACAGGAACAGCGUUCGUGAGCAGCUGUCUGUUAUUAUUCACGAUCACGCGAAGGUCUUGAGAUUUUCGAAGAUUGUCAGAGACGCCUUUACCGAGAUCCUCUUAAUAGAAAUCCUUAAUUCCGCUUUGCUCAUGUGUUUUAUCGAGUACUGUUGUCUACUGGAAUGGAAAGCUAGCAAUGCAGUCGCAGCCACGACGUACAUCAUUUACAUGAUAUCUUUCACUUUCAAUGCGAUGAUCUUUUGUUACAUUGGUGAAAUCCUCUCUCAACAGUACGUCACUAGUUUAACGAAUGAAAUUAGUAUUAGCAACAAGUUACGUUUAGACCGUCAGUAUCAUUGUUCAAAGAUCGGAUUAGCUAGCUACGAAGUCGAUUGGUACAACUUACCAGGAACAAGGGGAAGCGACUUCAUUUUGCUGAACGUUAUAUCACUCUAUCCACCGAAACUUUCGGGUGGCAAAAUAAUCGAGCUGUCUUUAAACACGUUCAGCAUCAAAAGUAACAAAAGUAACGCAUGGAGCAGUAAAGAGAUUUAG